CAGCCCCUCCCCUCAACUGUCUGCAGGUUCCCAGACCCCUGGGCAGAGCCAUCAUUCCUGUGCUCUGGUGGCAGGGUGGUGAAGUGAACUCUGUCUUUCUGUCUCUCUAAACAGGUCUUCACACAAUGAACUAGAAAAGCACAGACGAGCCAAACUCAGGCUCUACCUGGAGCAGCUCAAGCAGCUGGUGCCCCUGGGCCCUGACAGCACCCGCCAUACCACGCUGAGCCUCCUGAAGCGCGCCAAGAUGCACAUCAAGAAACUGGAGGAGCAGGACCGCCGGGCACUGAGCAUCAAGGAGCAGCUGCAGCGGGAGCACCGCUUCCUGAAGCGGCGCCUGGAGCAGCUGUCGGUGCAGAGCCUGGAGCGCGUGCGCACAGACAGCACAGGUUCUGCCGUCUCCACCGACGACUCGGAGCAAGAAGUGGACGUAGAGGGCAUGGAGUUUGGCCCCGGCGAGCUGGACAGCGUUGGCAGCGGCAGUGACGUGGAUGACCACUGCAGCCUGCAGAGUGGCGGCGGCAGUGACGGCGGCUUCGGGCCCCCCUGCAGGCGGCCUGGCCACCCUGGCCUCUCGUAGGCCCUGCCCUCUGCUCCUUGGCCUGUUUGCCCGCCCGGCCAAGUGUGUCCGCCCUCCAGUCCUUGAAAGCCUUUCCACGGGCCCACUGCUGUGCCAUUCUGGAAGCUCCAGCUGCCACCCGGGCUGCCCGCCUCCGCCCACCUGCUGGUCAGGGCCUGCCGCGCCGCCCGCUCCUCCCGCCUGGGCAGGGACCCUCCAGGAGGCGGGCCGGCUCCCACGGCCCAGAGCCCAGCAUAGCCGCCCACGGUCUGUUCUCAGAUUCCUAAUCAUUCCAGAAGUAUUAAAUAUCAUUGCUGCAAACCUCGGCGGGCGCCGUGUGAGGGGCUUAAUAACCACCAUGGGGAGCUCAGACCCCCUCCCCGGAUCCCAGGAGAAAGGAAUGGACUGAGGAAAGAAGGAAGGCGUGGCUCUCCGUCCGUCCGUCUAUCCAUCUGUCGGUCCACGUAGGCUCCUGAGGCGUGCACAGAGGGAUCCGUGAAGGGCGGGACUCGGGUGAGCAGCCUGGGGCAGGUGGGUGGAAGGGACCUUUGCACCCGCAGGUGUCAGGAGCUGGGGCUGGGCUUCUAGGGGCUGCCAGGCCACCCCAUUCCAAGCUGGGCGGCUUCUGCUCUGUUGUUAGAUCCCGCAGAUACACACACGCACGCGCCUAGGCACACGCGCCUGCCCGCACACACAUGCACACACGUAGACACGUGGUCACUGGACCCAGAGGUCCCGGGGGCUCAGUGAGCACAUGUCCUUGGGGCCUUCAGGGGUCAGAUGGGCAAAUGCUGGCCCCUGGCCUGUGCCUGGAUCCCCCUCCAACCCCUGGCUCACCUGCCCAGUCUGUACAGGGAGGGGGACUUCUCCUCCCAGCAGGGGCUGAGGAGUGCUAGGGGCAGGAGUUGAAACCACUGGGUCCUCAGAGGGCUCUCUCAUCUCCCUUAAAAACAAAAAACAAAACAAAACAUUGUUGCACUGCCUAGCAGCCCAGAACAGGGCUCCCGGGAGAGAAGCUUUUCCCCAGAAAACAAGAGAGCGAUGUUUUCAAAAGGAGGAAGAGCUCUAGAGACUCCGGCCAAGUGCUGUCGGUGGUGCCGCCUGCUUCCUGUACAAGAUUUUUCUACUCUAUUUUCCUAGCCGUCCUUGCGUCCUUGUUUGCUGAGGGGUGGGAGCGACCCAGCGUCUCAGGGACUUGUCCGUCUGUCACCGUCGUCCAAGUGUGCCUUGUGUCCUGUGUGUGGCCCCACCCCGACCACCACCACCAGCAUCUCCAUGUGGCUCACGGGAUGCCCCACCUGCCCCACAGGUGCCCUCCUGGGCUCCUCGCCGUGGGCAGCCCCUCCUGGCAGCCAGGGCUUCCUGGGAGCGAGACGGCCAGGCCAGGUCAGGUGGGGGCUGUGUGACAGCAGGGCUGCUUUCUGUCACCUGGCGGGAGGGGCCUGCUCUUUGCCCCCCCGCCCCCCACUGUGCUGCCUGGCCUCUGGUCAGUGGCCUGCUACCCAGAGAAAUAAGUUCUUCCCUGUACCCAGCUCGAACCCUCCCUUCUCCCUCUGGGGGCAAGGGCUCCAGAUUCCAAACGUUGGCAGCUGCUGAAGACAACCGCUCACCCCGGGUGGUCAGGCCUGGGCAUUAGGAGGCUUCUCCUGGCCUUUUGUUCUCAAAAUCCUUGUCCCCGGGGGCCACAGAGCAAUAUUCGGGUGGCAGGGCUGUGGGGCUGACCCACAGCAGUGUCUGCUCCCCUCUCUGGUGCAUUGUAACCAAUUUCCAGAUCGUGGGGGGAAAUUUUGUGUUUCUCUUUGGUCAUGCAGAUGGAUACCCCAGGGUGGGUGGCCUGAUGAGGCAGAAAGAGGUCCCUGGGGACAGCUCUGGCAUAGGACCUGCCCUACCGGGGCCUGGGAUGGCUGUGGAGAGCGGGCUUGUGGGGGGACAGUGCAUGGAGUUGGGAGACCACCACAUGUUGUGCUGGUGGUUGCAAGGAAAACUGUUCUGUCAGCAUCUCCUUCCAGCUCCGAUGGGGUCUGUAGUGCCCAGAAGGGGCCUUGCCCAUCUGCCUGAGCAUGCCCACCAAGUGUUUCUGGCAAGGACCCCAAAACCCUCUGGGCAGGGCAGGAACACCUGUGUGUAAGAGCCUGCUGUAGGAGACCCAACUGUAGACCUCUGGGAUGGUCUGUGUCCUGGAUUCUUAAAGCAUCAGCUCUCUAACCACCCCACCCCUAACACCUGGGGGAGGUUCUGCUCCCACCUCUGGCCAGCAGAGUCCUGCCCAGGUGACCAGCUGUGUCCUUCAGUUGGCCUUCUGGCAGCUUAGCCCAUGGCUUCUCACGCCCCAGUUCCCAUGUGGACCAGGAGUUGGCCUCACUGGCCCUCCUCGGGGUGCUGGGGUCCCGCUAACACUCCCCACCACCAGCAGACACCAGCAAGGGUCUGGUGCUAGAGCUACUCACACACCUGGCCCCUGCCGGUGGCCACGGGGACCCAGAGGAUUGUUGUGGGGUCUGUGGAAAGCAAACAUGACCAGAAUAGUGCCACUUGGGGUGCCUGCACCCUCUCUCUCUGUGCCCUCCCAUGUGGGCCAGUGUGGCACUUGGCAGCUGAGAUCCUGGAACCCCAGGCUCAGGUUGGGGCCCGCAUCCUCACUGUGAGGUGGCCCCCACCCUCAGUGCAGGCCCAGCUGGCUGGGGAGUUUGCCAGUGCAGAUUAGGUCUCAGAAGCCCUGUGCCCAGGCCUGCUCUCCUGGGCAGACAGAGCCAUGCACCUAACGAUUUCUCUGAGGGCCCCACCCUCCUGUCUGCCCCAGACAGUCCCCAUCUGCUGGUUGAGGCAGCUCCCCCCCCCCCGCCAGUCUCUCUCUGGGAGCUGACCUGGAGUCCCCUCCCCACCACUGGGCACACAGGACUCCGACCCCCUGGCCAUGUUUAGGGCACUAGGGCAGGUUCUGUGCCAGAGUCUGGGGCGGCUGGGGGCCUGGUGCUGGCCAGGUGGGCACUACAAGAUCCUCGCUGGAGAGAGAUGGGCCACCCACCCGCCUGCUCGCCAGGAGGGACUGUGCUGUACCAUUCUGUCUUUGUAACAUAAAUACAGAUUUUUAUACCUCA
This is a messenger RNA of Vicugna pacos (alpaca), 3657 nucleotides long. NCBI's taxonomy places the organism in Eukaryota, Metazoa, Chordata, Mammalia, Artiodactyla, Camelidae. The record is from RefSeq and is a predicted model, not a curated record.